GGCGCGUUUGACUUCCCCUGUUCUGUUCCAGGGGUUGGGCUGAAACGCCGUCUGCCUCCAACGCGUUCCUGCUUCAUCUGUUUACCAGUUCCUUUUUGGAUGAUGGGCACUGCAUACCAUCACCCAUUUUCCUGAUGGUCGCAGAAUGACUUGCGAACCUGCGAGCGGCUUCUAACGAAUACUCAACAUUCACACUGUGCACAUGCUGGAGCAGCACCGGAGCCAUGACCAGCAGCGACGUCCGACACCCGCCACAGCGCGGGCACGCCGAGCCCACACCACGCAUGAUCACCAGUGACGUGCACGCCGACGGGCAACCUGUCCGUGCCACAGCCGGGCUCGAGCCUCGGGCCCAAGGCCUUCAUGUCUCGGGACGUCCUGCCGCGCUGCUGCCCGCAGCCCCCCAGAGUGCGCCAUGCAGCGGGUGCUGGCGUGCGCGGGGGCCGCCGCCCUAGCCGACGGGCGGGUGUUCUUCUCCGAGACGUUCGGGGAGGGCUGGGAGAGCCGCUGGGCGGUGGGAUCCUGGGGGAGCGCCAAGCUCGGCAGGUGGGGCGCGGGCGCGGGAAGGUGGUUCAGGGACGAGGCCGCGGACAGGGGCCUCCAGACGAGCGAGGACGCCAACCACUUCCUCAUCGCGACGUCGUUCGAGACCUUCAGCAACGAGGGCAGGGACCUCGUCAUCCAGUACCAGGUCAAGUACGAGCAGGACGUGAUGAUCGGCGGCGGCUAUCUCAAGAUUGGCCCGAAGCUCGAGGACCUCACCACCUUCGGAAAGGAGACCCCGUACAACAUCAUGUUUGGACCAGACCAGUGGGGGGACAACAGGAAGACGCAACUCAUCUUCAAUUACAAGGGCACACCCGUUGCAAAGACGUCCGACCUGAGCUACAGGCAAGGCAACGAUUUUGGCGUCUCCCACCUCUACCGCAUGGUGCUUAAACCUGACAACACCGUCCGCGUCGAGAUCGACGAGGCGACGAUUUACGAGGGGUCUAUAAAGGAGGAUUGGGACGUUUUGAAGAAAUGGAUCCCGGAUCUAGAUGACAGGAAGCCGAAGGAUUGGGUGGAUAUAUCUGAAAUCGAGGAUCCCGAGGACAACAAGCCAGACGAUUGGGUGGAGGAGAAGCGCAUCGUGGACGAGUCGGCAUCGAAGCCAGACGGUUGGGAUGAGGAGGAUGAUGGUGAGUGGAUAGCCCCUAUGAAGGACAACCCUGCGUACAAGGGCGAAUGGAGCGCUAAGAAGAUCACAAACCCUGCGUACAGGGGGGAUUGGACGUUUAGGAUGAUCGCUAACCCUAAGUAUGUGGACGAUGACAUGGUGUAUUCGUACCCUAAUUUUGGUUUCUUGGGGUUCGAUGUGUAUCAGGAGAAGGGUGGUACCAUUUUUGAUAACAUCAUCGUGUGCGACGACGUAGCAGAGGCCGACGAGUUCGCCAAGAGGUGGCGGGCCCUGAACAAGGUCGAGAAGGCCAGGAGAAAGGAAGAGGACGACGCCAGGACGGCCGGGAGCGCUCACCCUGAGAAGCACGACGGCGGCUUGGGCGCCCGUGGCCGUGCAGAGUUGUAAUGAAUUGUCGCGCCGCCGAUGAUCCCGCAGAACCCUGGGCCCGAACUGCACGGUGCCAUGCUCGCUUCCUGCCGACCCAUGACGACGACGAGGAGGGGGCCGAGGAGACGCUUCUGCCUUGCAUCGAUGGAGCCGCCGCGGCAUUCGCUGGCAACGGCGACGCUCGGUGACUGCACCCGCGCUCGGUGCUGAGAUGCGUCGUUGCAUCCGGCAUCAGCAGGAGCCGGCCGCAGGGCGCCGCGGCGACCGCCGCGCCCGAGGCGGCGUCGCCCCGAGGCAUUGGCGUUUGAGGGUGCAGGCGCGGGGAGAUCGGCUUGCGCGGGGAACUCCUUCUUCUGGGUUUUCGGCCUGACCGUCGCGGGGUCCGUGCUAGUUCGGCUCAAAGUGUGAAUACUUCGCGCAUCCUCUCCAGCCCCCGCGGAAAAGAUGCCCAGGCAGAAGACAACCGACGACAAAGAGGCGAAUAGGAC
This is a messenger RNA of Prorocentrum cordatum, 2037 nucleotides long. NCBI's taxonomy places the organism in Eukaryota, Dinophyceae, Prorocentrales, Prorocentraceae. The record is from the annotation of a GenBank genome assembly.